AUGUAUUAUGGAAGUGUGAGUUUAGAGCACUUGGAUGGUCCGGAUUCUAUUGCACUGUUAAUUGCUUCCGAUGAAUUAGAACUUCGAAGAUUAUGUAUACAUGUACAAACUCAUAUAAAGAAUACACUGAACGAUUGGCUCAGCAAAAAUCUGAUGUUUAUUCUUGAUAUUACAUCAAAACAUGAAGACUUUGACAUACUUCGUGAACAUGUACUUGGCAUAGUGUGUAGGGAUCCUCAUUUAAUUUUUGGUGUAAAUAAUGAUUAUCUAUUGCUCUCUGAAUCAACCAUGAUUCAUUUACUAAAACGAGAUGACUUAGGAAUGGAUGAAAUUGAUAUUUGGGAAUAUCUCAUAAAAUGGGGGAUAGAACAUGCGACCUCUCUGAGUCAAAAUAAUCAUGAUUUAAAUAAUUGGUCUAAGGAUGAUUUUGCAGCUCUGGAAGAAACUUUACAUAAUUGUAUACCAUUAAUUAGAUUUUUUCAAAUUUCUUCAAUUGAUUUAUAUGAUAAGGUUAGAGUUCCUUAUAAAAAGAUUUUACCAAAACAGUUGAAUGAGGAUAUUAUUAAAUAUUUUAUGAAACCUGGUUGCGAACUUACUACUAGAAUUUUACCUUCUCGUUUGACGAUUAUAGAUUCUACUAUUGUCAAAGCAAUACAUGCUGGACUUAUAAGUAGUUGGAUUGAUGGAAUUGUUCAUGAUAAUGAUCGAGAUUAUGAUAAUGCUGUAAAUAGUUUUGUGUUUUCGUUUAAUGUUAACGAUGAUUUGAAAAAUGCUUUACUAAGUAAGGUUGUGAUGGCCAGUAAUGCGAUUUACUAUUCUACUUCAAAUGGCCCUUGUUUUGGAAAUGGCGAUCUUUGGAUGACUGGAACUUUUGGUUCAUCAAGUAGAACGUCGUAUGAGCAUAGUAUUAUGGAUGUGCCCAAUUUUUUUGCCAAUGAUUAUGAGGUUUUUCAAGUCCAACAGCGGUAA
Molecule: messenger RNA, 969 nt
Organism: Dentiscutata erythropus
Lineage: Eukaryota; Fungi; Glomeromycota; Glomeromycetes; Diversisporales; Gigasporaceae
Source: the annotation of a GenBank genome assembly